UGGAAGCCAUGGCGGGGUCAGCUGUUUGCUGUCGGUCGUUCGGCUGUCUGCAGUGAUUCGGUCCUGCCGGGCCGCUGAGGGUCUGAAGGUCCGCCGGAGACAGCGUUCGACCUUGGGGACGCUGCCAUGGAUCUGACGCGGCUGGCGGUGGACGCGGGUCAGCUCAUCAACCGGGCUGUCCAGUACACGGAGGAGAGUCUGGGCCAGGCCGAGAGGACGGACUUUGACCCGGGGCUGGAGGGGCUGCUGGCCCGGGCAGACGCCACCAAGACGUGGACGGACCAGAUAAUCUCUCAGACGGAGGUUUUACUGCAGCCGAGUCCGGGAGCUCGUCUUGAAGACCGGCUGUAUGAGCAUCUGGAGUGGAGCGCCCCGCCUCGGCCUCGAGCCAACGAGCUGCUGGGAGAUCAGAUGAUCCAAGCUGGGCUGGAGAUCGGCUCCAACACCCCCUAUGGGACGGCGUUGCUGAGGUGCGGAGAGGCUCAGAAGCACGUCGGCGAGGCGGAGAGGAAGUUCGUCCAGAGCACUCAGAUACACUUCCUCAAUCCUCUGCGGGGUUUCACUGAGGGGGAAUACAGAGCAGUACAGAAUGAGCGCAAGAUGCUGGUGAAUAAGCGUCUAGACUUGGAUAUAGCGAAGUCCAGACUGAAGAAAGCCCACGAGGCCGACCGGGAGGCCAGAAACCUGAACGCCAACCCGCUGGAAGAUGACUACGUGUCUCACAUGUCCUACAUGUUCAGCUUCCUACGCGUCAAAUGGCUGAAGAUGUGGGCUCAGGAAAUCUCUCAGGCAGAGAUGGAGCUGAGGAUCUGUCAGAGUCUUUUCGAUCGCCAGUCAGAAAUUACAAAACGGACGCUGGAGGGCCUUGACAACACACACAUCAACCACAUGGGGAGCCUGAUUGACUUCGUGGAUGCUCAGGCCAGUUAUUUUGCUCAGUGCAGCCAACAUGCGGAGGAGCUUCACAAACAGCUGGCCAGCAUUCCAGCUGUCUUCUGCUCCAACAACUGGCAGUCGGCUAUUAAUAAUGCAGCCAAUCACCCACCGACGAGUAACCAUGUCGCCAGCGAGUCCGUAGGGUUAGAUCAGGUCACUCCCCUGCCUGCAGUCGUCAAUCGGCCACCAGAAUUCAAUCAGGAAUCCUCGAUUCCCCAAGCUGGAGCAGAUUCCUCUUCAAACACACUGCCACCUGAUGGGACUAACAAAAACAACAACAACAACAACAGCAAGUCCUCCAUCCAUAGCCAGGAGACCAAGCACCAUUCGCCUAUAAACAGCCAGUUAUCUGCCAGUCAUUCUUUUGAACAAAUCGAUAUAUCAAGCCAAUCGGAGCAGGCUCCCGGCAGGACCGACACUGUAACACCUCCCAUCAACAACGAUGCAGACAGUGCCACAGAAACGGCCGUUUCCCCACCUUCACAGUCCAGUGCCGCCACGACCAAGCCUCAAACAGCAGACACGGCCUCCACCGAGUCCACUGCCGCCGCCGCCGCCAGCAGUCCGGCCCCGGAUCCCCAGAGGACCAAUGAAGCUGUCAAGCAGCCCGGCAUUAACGGAGAGGAUGUCCAGGAAUCGCCGUCAGACAGUGGGGAUGUGGUUGACUAGAGAUGAGAGUCCAGCUGAGGACACCAGGGAAAAAAAUACUUCAGCCUGUACUGACUCGGACCGGAGCUUCAGCUGGGAGUGAGGUUUGUGUGGAUUAAUGUAGAAAGAAUAAUCUGGUUGGAGAAAGACGGCUGUGUUUCUCAACAUAGCCUCUCGCUUGUGUUUGUUGGAGGAAACAUGAUGGAAAAGUGCAGGGUAAUAAGUAAUAUUUAACAAGAACAAAUUAAAAGCUGUACAUUAGGCUAUGUUACUAUAGGUAAUGUAAGCAGCAAAUAUCAAAAGGCUGUCGCUUUCUGAAGUAAAAGUUCCAAUAAUCCGUAUCAAUUUAAUCAAGGAUUUUCAGUAACAGCUGAAUUUUUUUUUCUGAAAGAAAGUUUUGAGGAACGAUAGCUGUAUUACAAAAAUACACCGUCAUUGUAGUCUGUUACAGUGAAACGGUUUAAUUUUUCCCAUAGGGAAGCUAACGUGAAGUGGUGGUAAAAGUGCUUAUUUUUCUAAACGUGUUCAUAGUGCCACAGUAAUAUUAGCCUUCGGUCAUAUGAAUUUGUGGUUCAUGCUGUUUGAAAAUGAUGUCUGCUGUUGUAGAUGUUGCCGUCUGCUCCUUGUGUAACAGAAUAUUUCCUGGCUUCAGGCUAGAAGACGAUGCUGACAGACUGUUGUGUGUGUUUUCACUGUGGUCACUUGUUUUCAGCCACGAAAUAUUUAUUUUUACAUUUUUGCCGGAUAACUGAGCUAAUCAAGCAUUGUGCCAAGUGUAUGUGUGCAAACCUGUUUGUGAAAAUUUAUGUCUGUCUGUGACCUGUGUGUGUGUGUGUGUGUACAUUCGUGUUUAUGGUUUUUCCAUAAACCUGUGACACCUUUAAAAAGAGGUUAAUGCACACGUGUGCGUCUCUGCCAUCAUGUUUCUGCAAAGUGAGCUCAUUUUUCCAUAUGAAGCAGUGUCACCUCAGUGUGUGUGUGUGUGUGUGUGUUAGGUGACAGCUCACCAGGUUGAACGGGACCUUUAUGCUUCCUCAUACGUGCUCUGGGUGUUUCCCCAUGCACGCACUCGGAUCACAUACACAUUCUGUCCCCUUUCGCCCCCUUAAAGCCCCCAUUAGGUGAAAUGGGUAGAAGUUUCCACAUCCAGAUGUGGUUAAUUUUCUUCACGGGGGCAGCCCUGAUUUACUGUGGCGUGGGUCCACUUUGGGGACCCUGAAUGGAAACAUACACAUUAAUGCAGCGUCGGCCGUACUGAGGUAAUCGGCCUCCGGCUCUAUACAUUUAGUCCCGAUGCGUGAAGAUGUGUGUGUGGGUUUGGAUCGGCGCGGCGUUCGCGGUCUGGACGCUGCCAGCUUUUCGCCACUCAUACAUGCAGUCAUGACGGAGUCACGUGUUGUUUUGAGCUGAUGUCAGUGUGAGGCUUGAAGUUCUCGCUGGAUUCGUGUGAAGACAUGGAAAUAAACAGUGAUGGCAUGUC
Salarias fasciatus (jewelled blenny) is the source of this 3064-nucleotide messenger RNA. Its product is annotated as endophilin-B1-like. Gene Ontology annotation, cellular component: cytoplasm. NCBI's taxonomy places the organism in Eukaryota, Metazoa, Chordata, Actinopteri, Blenniiformes, Blenniidae. The transcript has 10 exons. The coding region runs from base 127 to 1605 and encodes 492 amino acids. The record is from RefSeq and is a predicted model, not a curated record. Gene Ontology annotation, molecular function: protein binding.